Molecule: messenger RNA, 2022 nt
Organism: Chinchilla lanigera (long-tailed chinchilla)
Lineage: Eukaryota; Metazoa; Chordata; Mammalia; Rodentia; Chinchillidae
Source: RefSeq, a predicted model, not a curated record
AUGUCCACUUUGUCUGCCUCCUAUCCAAGCGCUUCCCAGGGGAAUCUGACCAGAAAUAGAGAAAGCAGGUCUUCCUCACUUGAAGCCUUCACAGGGACACAGGACUUUCAGAGCCAUGAUAGCUCAUCCCCAUGCCAUGACCCCAUAGCCAUCCACCAGCCUGAUUCAGAGGAUACCACUACUGCACAUUCCAAAUCAGAGGGUAACAGAGCUUCUGCCCCUCAACCAGAAAUAGCAGUUGUGCUAAAGGAGACUGGGCACACAAAUGUCACAACACCGGUCUCUCCUUCUGCAAUCUACUACUCAGGGACUGCUCAAACCAGCAUGAAAAAAAGUUUCCACAUGAAGAAAACUACCCCAGAGACAGAGACAUUCCCUGGGUGGCAAGCCCCAAGCCAGGCACCAUAUGUGCCACAGCCUUUGGAAUUCCUUGAGUCCUGCAGUAGCAGAAGUACUCACUUUCUAGAGAACAUUUCAAUAGCUGAGAUUGAGAAUGUAUCACAGAGAGCUUCAUUGCAGAUUUCCAUUCACCUCUUGGCCUUGGAUACAAACCAAGAACAACCGGAGAACUAUGAUGGAAUGAGAAGCAAGCUUUCAAUGUCUCUGGAUUCCCACCAGAUUAUCAUGGAAAACCUCGGAUAGCUUCUACUCUCCUUAGCUAUCCCGGACCCCUUGGAUUUGUCCUGCCUUGAGCCUCCAAGCCAAGAAAAGCCUGGUUCUGAAGAAGUCUUCUGGGGAGAUCUUGACCAGUUCCAGCAUCCAGUAGCCAUCAAAACCCAAGACACUGGAGUCAUCGAGGUGAAUCAGGUUCAGGAGAACUCAAGGGUCACUAAAGGUUCCUUGCCUCCAUUGAGGAAGAACAAACAGAAAUCCUCCUGGCCAAUCACUGGAGCUCCUGAGGCUGAAAUCUAGCUGAAGGACCCUGAGAGCCUGUUAAGGGGAGAAGAGCUCAUUCUCAGUGCAGAGGCCAUUGACAGGGAACAAGAGAAACAGAGGAAAAAAAGCAAGAAAAUGACAGAGAGGAAGCAGCUGGGGCCCAAACUCAUGGGUGAAGAAAAGCCAAGCAUUCCCAACUUGAAGCUCAAGACACACCGACCCGCACUUGGCCAAGAGGCCUUCAAAAUGCCUCCCACCUUCCUAGGCAAGCACAUGCUGGAGUCUGAGCAGGUUUUUCACCCCCUAGGGAAUAAGACUGAGAAGAGAGCUGGGAACUUUUUAUAUGGGGCUCAGAGAACACCAACCAGCAGCAAAGACUCCAAGUCAUUGCCAGCAACCAAACCAUGGCAGGAAGCCCCACGGAAGAGAAAGGGGCCUGAGAGUGCUCCAGAAAGAUCCCAGAACCAGCACAUCCGUGCUGAAACAGAGGAUUCAUCUGCAUCCCUGUGUGAGCUCCCAUCACCUGGGAAGGUGAAGAUAAUACCUUUGAGCUUUCCAACUCCAGAAAAGUCUCAGGCAAGACCUGUUUCUAGAAGGGCACAGCAUCCAGCCUCACGGAGACCCACUGCAGCUUAUCCUGCUGCUUACCCUGCUGCUGCUGAUGGCAGAGCUCAACCUUCCCAAUUAGCAGCUGCCCACACCUCUCUGCUGGGUCCUGGAAAACCAGUUCGGCCAGCCCUGGGAAGUGCCAAUCAGCCACGCUGGACCACUUCAAAACAGCCUGGGCUUUCUCAGUGUGCAAUAUCUAAGCCUGCACCCCAGGACAUAGCACCUUCUGCUUCUCUCAGAAGGGGGCUUGUUGCCACUGCAGUGACCAAGCACAAGCCCCUGCCUCAGCCACAACAUCCAUUUCUCCUCCAAGACUUCAGCCACCAACCCAUUCCCUGGAGGGAACCCAACGUGCCUCUGCCCUUCAUGUCCCGCCCCAUCAGGGCAGAACAGAGGCCAGAGCGCGAAGCCCUGAAGAGGCAGGCUCAGCAAGGGCGCGAGGUGGCCGCGAAAUGCACCUCCUUUGGGAAGCUGCAGUUCUUCAGGCAGAGGGAGGAAGACAGGGAAAUUGCCCAGUACUACGGGUAUGCAAGGUGA